AUGCACAGCCCACCCUCUCUGUGUGCCAGAUGACAGGCAAAGCCCCUAUAUAUGCCGCCGAGAAGCGCAUUGAUCAGUAGCGCUAUCCUUUCUCUUGCUUCCCAAGAAAGUUUGUAUCCCAAAGAGCAGAGUCGAGCCGGGAGGCGUGCAGGGACGGGGCCGCUGAGAGCACGAGACCGGGAUUGCCCUGCACAAGACCCCAGCCGCCCAUUUGCUGGGACUCUGCGAGGAGCCAUGGAAGAUCCUUUCAGCCUAGACAGAUUUUCCCCGGUACUCAACCUUUCGAGUGCCCUGCAGCCAGGCUGGAACCUGAAUCUCUCCUCCUCCCCCGGGGACCGGCGCUGGCCUUCCCUUAGCCGGCAGGUGCGGGUGAUCUCCGCGACCGCCAUCCUGCUGCUGGGGCUGCUGGGCAAUUGCCUGGUGCUGCAUCGCCUCUGCUGCUGUGGCUGCUGCGGCCGGGGCAGGCGGCGGCGGAAGAUGGAUUUCCUUAUCGCCCACCUGGCGCUGGCCGAUCUCUACGGCUGCGGGCUGGCCCUGCUCUCGCAUCUAGCGGCGGAGCUGUUGGGGGCCGCCUGGCCAGCGGGGGACGCCGCCUGCCGCCUGCUUAAGCUACUGCAGGGCUCCGGCCUCCUGGCCUCGUCCAACGUGCUGGUGCUCAUCGCCAUGGAGCGGCACCACGUGGUGAGGCGGCCGGCGGACCCGCCGCUGCCCGCCCGGGCCCUGGCCGCGCUGGGCUGGCUGCUGGCGCUGCUGCUCGCCUUGCCCCAGGCCUUCGUCUUCAGACUCGCCUCCCGCCCCGGGGGCAGCCGCUGCCUCAGCAUCUUCGAGCAGCUGCCGCGCUGGCACGGCCAGGCCUACGGCGUGUACGGGGCCGUCACCGGCUUCUUGGCGCCCGUCAGCCUGCUAUGCUGGGCCUACGGCCGCAUCCUCCUCGCCCUCUGGGCCGCCCAGGAGGAGAAGCCGCCCGCGGCGCGGGGGGAAGGCGGCAGCGGCCGCCGCCGGGGGCGGCCGGCCGCGCGGCCCCUGCUGCUGAGGCUGCCGGCCGCCAGCUGUCCCAUGCCGCGGGCUCGGGUCAAGACGCUGCAGCUGACGCUGGUGCUGAUCGCCCUGUUCGCGCUCUGUCGCCUGCCCCGCUUCGUGCUGGAGCUCAGCAUGGCCUUCGGGCCCGGCGGGGAGGCCCCGGCCGCGGCCGGGCUGCGGGAGGCGCGGGCCGCGCUCGGCAUCGUGGCGGUGACCAACAGCGCGCUGAACCCCUACGCCUAUCUGCUCUUCCAGAGCCACCGGCCCUGGGCGCGCCGUCUGCAGAGGAGCCUCUGCAGUGCGGGAUCCGGCCAGACCUGCUGCUGCCCCGGCCCCGAGGGAGAGCCCCGCCGCCGGCCGAACCACCGCGCCCCGCACAGACACCGCCCGAAGGACGGGCCGCCCCCCGGAGCGCAGCGCGCCGCGCUCUGUACCCCAGCGCCGCCGCCAGGCUCAGGCCCCCGGGAGCCUGAGGACACCUUCGCCUGUGAGAGCGGCUUCUAAUCAGCCUUUCUCGGGGCGGGGGACAGAGCCCCCAAGCGGCACCCACCGCAGCAGGCCCAAGCAACAGGCCAGGAGGGCAGAGAACGAUAUCGUUUAAAAUCAACAAGGAGUCUGGUGGCACCUUAAAGACUAACAGAUUUAUUUGGGCAUACGCUUUUGUGGGUAAAAAACCCACUUCAGAUGCAUGGAGUGAAAAGAACAUCUGAAGAAGUGUCUUUAAGGUACCACCGGACUCCUUGUUGUUUUUGUGGAUACAGACUAACUGGGCUACCCCCUGAUACUUGAUAUGGUUUAACAUCCUCCUUGGCCCUGAGCCCGGUCAUCACCCCAGCCUCUCCUUCACCAGCACCCCCCCAUCACUGCCGCACACACCUUUCUCUCUUCCCAUUACUUUUCUGCCAAGUUAAUCUUCUGCCACUUCUUCCUGUCUCUCUCCCAUACCCUUCCUCUCAAUCAUCUCUUCAACUUUCCCUUUUUUCUUUUCCAGAGUUUGAAUAAGGACAAAGAUGGGGUUUAAAGUUAACUCCCCUGCUGAGAGGCUCCUUACAUGUUCAAAAUGCUCCCAAGACACUGAUCUCUGUGUUCCUGUGAUGACAGAAAUUCAAUUCCCUAGCCAAGCAGGGGGAACAAACCUCAUUUCAUCACUCUUUGUAGCCAUGUGAUGACUAGAUGUAAUGUGGUUUAUAAAAGCUGAACUGUGUAUUUUGCAUCUAUAAUAUUUUUAUUACAACUGAACUAGCUGCCUCCUUGUUCCUUAGGGAUGUGGGGCUCAAAGUUAGGGUUUUCAAACCAGCAUCAGUACUUUACAAUUAUAUACAGAUACGUAUAGGCAGGAAGGAAUUUCAGAAAGCCUUUAACUGAAAGCCUCCUGAAAACUACCCAGGAUAAGGCUCUGUAUUAUGAGGUUUUCUUCUGCACCAUAACAAUUUUAAUGUCCUUACCCAUAGCAUUGUCCUUUGUGUUUUCAGUCUUUUUUUUUUUUAACAGGAGAAGAGUGCAAAAAUCAGCAGGGCUGCUGUUGCUAUGCAAACUGACUGAAUGUUGUAUAUAUGAAUAGCUCUA
Molecule: messenger RNA, 2586 nt
Organism: Mauremys mutica (yellowpond turtle)
Lineage: Eukaryota; Metazoa; Chordata; Testudines; Geoemydidae
Gene: GPR150
Product: G protein-coupled receptor 150
Biological process (GO): G protein-coupled receptor signaling pathway
Cellular component (GO): membrane
Molecular function (GO): G protein-coupled receptor activity; peptide binding
Source: RefSeq, a predicted model, not a curated record